GUCAAGCGCCGUUCAAGCCCCCCCGUCAGGGAUUCGGCCGGUAAAGAAGUCAUUGACGCUUUCUCGACCCACAUCAAAAGGGGUGCAUACGUGCCUUCCGACGGCACGUGUCCAAGGCGCUGCUAUGGUCCUUUGCGCCCGAACCAAACCAUGGUUUCUUUCCAGAUACUGGCCAGCCACCACACGGACAUCGAGUUCCUUGACACGGAUUCAACAUUCCCUCUCGGUGAAGUUACUGUAUACCUGGACAUGAGAGCAAGCUUUGAGGACCGUGGGAUCGCGGCCGAGUUUGUCUUCUGCGAGUCAGAGUUCCUCCUGAGGUGUUUCCGUGGGACGACGGGAGAGAGGGUGGCAGAGGUUGAAAUGAGCCUUGUUCAGGAGGUGCAGGAGAUGUGA
This is a messenger RNA of Ectocarpus sp. CCAP 1310/34, 396 nucleotides long. The record is from the annotation of a GenBank genome assembly. NCBI's taxonomy places the organism in Eukaryota, Phaeophyceae, Ectocarpales, Ectocarpaceae.